CUGGAACCGGACAGGCGGACAGUGUCCUCCCAUAGUUCGACUAGCAUCGCAAGAAACGAUAAACCCGCUCCUCUCUAUCAAGUCUUUUUACUUUUCCGUCCCGUUCCGACGGCACGACCGUUAAAGGAGCCGACAAAGCUCACCACCAGGAAGAAAAACAAAAUUCUUGCUAAAAGAAGUUACAUCUCUAUGCAAAAAUACACAUAAAAUUUAUUCAUUCAAUUUUUUGAAAUCAUGUUACUAAGAAACAAGAGAAUUUCUACUCUGAAAAUGAGCCUUUGAACGUUAUACUACACGCCAGACCAGUUAUUGCAGAGAAGGGUGCCAACCACUUCCGACUACCUCGCCGGCGACAAAAGCAGAGCAAGGUAAACUGUACACUUUCUUGACAAUAAGCCAUAGCUCAGCCUAAGCAUGGUAUGUUAGGGCAUUUCGCUCAAUAAUAAUGUGAAACCUGAAACCCUAGCUAGGGUUAGAGGUAGGGUAUUGCCGUUAAGGAUUCAAAUCCGUGCUCGAGUGCAAUGGGGAACUGCUGCAGAUCUCCGGCGGCUGUGGCUAGAGAAGAUGUGAAGUCGUCUAACUUCUCCGGCCACGAUCACGGCAAGAGGGACAGGUCCAGCGCUGGAGCCAAGCAGAAGCCUAUCAGUGUGCUGACGAACGUGAAGAAGGAGAACAUUGAAGAUAGGUAUCUUGUUGAUAGGGAACUGGGGAGGGGCGAGUUUGGUGUGACUUACUUGUGCAUCGAUCGCGGCUCCAAGGAGCUAUUGGCUUGCAAAUCAAUUUCCAAACGGAAGCUUCGGACAGCAGUGGAUGUGGAUGACGUGAGGCGAGAGGUGGCUAUAAUGAAGCAUUUGCCAAGAAAUUCGAACAUUGUGAGCUUGAAGGAGGCUUGCGAGGAUGAUAAUGCGGUUCAUCUGGUGAUGGAGCUUUGUGAAGGAGGUGAGCUUUUUGAUAGGAUUGUGGCACGUGGUCACUACACAGAGCGAGCUGCAGCUGCUGUUACUAGAACAAUUGUGGAGGUUGUGCAACUCUGCCACAAGCAUGGAGUGAUCCACAGGGAUUUGAAGCCUGAAAACUUCUUGUUCGCAAAUAAGAAGGAGAAUUCACCUCUGAAGGCUAUUGACUUUGGGUUGUCAAUCUUCUUCAAGCCAGGUGAAAGAUUUUCCGAAAUUGUUGGAAGCCCAUAUUAUAUGGCUCCCGAGGUGCUAAAGCGAAACUAUGGGCCUGAAAUAGAUAUAUGGAGUGCAGGAGUGAUUCUGUACAUAUUACUAUGUGGGGUUCCUCCCUUUUGGGCUGAAUCUGAACAAGGUGUGGCCCAGGCUAUUUUACGCGGGGCAAUAGAUUUCAAACGUGAACCGUGGCCAAGUAUUUCAGAGACUGCCAAAAAUCUCGUGAGGCAAAUGUUGGAGCCAGACCCCAAGCUUCGACUAACUGCAAAACAAGUAAUUGAGCACCCUUGGAUCCAGAAUGCCAAGAAGGCUCCAAAUGUUUCUCUGGGAGAUGUUGUGAAGUCAAGGCUGAAACAGUUUUCCUUGAUGAAUAGGUUCAAGAGAAAGGCUUUGAGGGUUAUUGCUGAUUUUUUGUCCAAUGAAGAAGUUGAAGACCUCAAAGAAAUGUUUGGAAAGAUCGAUACUGAUAGUGAUGGUAUUGUUUCAAUUGAAGAAUUGAAAGUAGGACUUUUGAAGCUCAAUCCUCAGCUGGGAGAAUCUGAAAUACAGAUGCUUAUCGAGGCUAUUGAUUCUAACGGAAAAGGGACCUUAGAUUAUGGAGAGUUUAUUGCGGUUUCACUCCAUUUACAAAGAAUGGCUAAUGAUGAACACAUGCGCAAGGCUUUCGCUUACUUUGACAAGAAUGGGAAUGGUUACAUUGAGCCUGAUGAGCUUCAAGAUGCUCUUAUGGAGGAUGGAUCAGAAGAUUGUACAAAUGUAGCGAAUGAUAUCUUCCAGGAAGUUGACACCGACAAGGAUGGUCUGAUCAGCUAUGAAGAAUUUGCAGCAAUGAUGAAAACAGGAACAGAUUGGAGAAAGGCUUCUCGGCAUUACUCACGAGGGAGAUUCAAUAGUUUGAGUGUAAAGCUAAUGAAGGACGGUUCUCUUAACCUGGGGAAUGACUGAAGAGAUCAUCAUCAUAUAUAGCUCCCACUUUUACAUGAUAUUAUUAUGAUUAUAAUGGGUGCAAUUCUGUGUAUCAUAGUAGAUAAUCUCAUCAACUAUUUGUUGCGCUCCCAUUGUUUAUAAAUGAGGGGUUCAUUUAGAGUGUUGGUUUGUCAGGAUCAUUGAAGAAAUGACUAAUCUUCUCAGCCUCUUCAUGUUUGUGAAUUCAGUAGAACGGAUAGUGCUUUUUUAGUGGUUUGAUCCACAUUCCUUGUAUGAUCCUCCCCCCAUAUUUGGAUGCUCUCUCUUGCUUACAAGCUUAAAUCAGAAUCUUCAACG
Molecule: messenger RNA, 2432 nt
Organism: Cuscuta europaea
Lineage: Eukaryota; Viridiplantae; Streptophyta; Magnoliopsida; Solanales; Convolvulaceae
Source: the annotation of a GenBank genome assembly